UUCCAAUACCACUUCCAUUGGUAUGCAACAAACCAAACCUACCUAGUUUAGACUUUGAAGUGGAGCCACUGUAUAAUGUGACCUUCAAGUAUAGUAUACAGUACAAGUUUUUAACAAGUCGUUGUAGCUCUAAUAUACAAGCUAGCUAGCUACAAGCCCUCUGCUGCAACUAGAACAAGCUAGCUAGCUGCUCAACUCCAAAGAAAAGUAGUUAGACCUAUAGCUAGUUACUAAACAGAGUUGAGCUGUGAUCUUCUAUAUAGCAUUAAGCUAACAGUUCGAGUCUGUUGAGUACGUUUACAUGAUCAGUUGGGAAUUAUCAAGCAACAGAAUGAAUUCCAGCACUGAUUGGGUGCCUUCACAUGUUCAAAUCACCAUAAAUCAAGGAAGAGAGCUCCUGCUAAAGAGUAAAAGUGCAUCCAGUGAGCUCUACGUGACUGUGUGUACUGAGAAGGAGAAGAUUGUCACCAGUUCCGUUCCAAAAUCAACAGAACCGGAAUGGAAUUUUAUCAGUGAAAUCCCUCUCAUGUCCUUGGACACAACCCUGCACAUUGCAGUGAGACAGAAGGGUCGAUUAUCAGACGAACUCAUCGGCUAUAUUGCUAUACCCCUAAGCGGCUUUCAGCUCACCUCUAAACUAGUCACACACUGGUACAAACUAGGCUCCAGACCGGGCAAGCAAAAUCUCAAGCUACGUGGAGACUUGAAAGUAUCAAUUCAACUGCAGUUCAAGUGGAUUCAAUUUUCAGACACAUUUGCAGCAGAGCCCACUUCUUCGAGAAAAGUUUACCCUGUACCUACCAAAGCUAUGUUGAAGAGGACAAAAUCAGACCUGAAGAAUCAAGACAGAAGUUCCAGCUGGCCUAACGAAGGACAACAGAACGAGAAGAGUAAUAACAAAGCACCCAAAGUUAAAGAAAAGAUGUCUGUAUUUCGCCGCUCCUUUCGAAAGAAGAACCGCUCUCCAGCUCUUCAAGAUUGCGAUGAGGAAUUUACAUCAUUCUCGAGCUCUCCACCCGUCCAACAUCGAGCAUGUUCUAAUACAAUAGACGUCGGCUCACUAAAUCCGGAAAUAUCGAAAAGGCCCUCUGGUACUAGUAUAUCUGACAUUUCAUCAUCUGAGUCGGAGAGUAGUUCAUCGUUGAAGUCGAACAGGGCGUUGGCAGAUGCUCUGGAGGAGGAGGAGACACACGAGGUGGAAGGGGACAAUGUCAAGAGGUCUCCGGCUGCCCGCUAUUACAGUUUCCGAACAAAAAAGAAGCGUUGGUCGAUGCACACCCUCCCUAUCCCUACACCCUCACCCGCCCACACUCCCACAGACCGCACUCCCACACUAGGCGAAGACACAUACAUUGCCAAAAGCAAUAGCAUCGCUCACAGCCCAAAGUUCCUACGAAGCAGAACGCAAUCACUGUGUGUAGAUGACAACUCUGUGUUGAUGAGUGAAAUGUCGUAUGAGUCAGCUGGGGAAGUGAACACUACUGGAAAAUCACCUGAAGUUAAGAGAAAGCAAGACCCUGAAAGUGGCUACAACACUUCCUCCUCAGUACACAAGAUAAAGCAUUUGGCUAUAGGCGUUGAUGACACUACAGAGGCAACAAAGGCUGAAAAGAGGACUUCCCAGGAUUCUCCACCUGGAAGUACGAUAUCGAUUUCGAAGCUUAGCUCUCAGCAAAGCAGUCGAACAGUUAGUCCUACGUCAAGAACACAACCGCCUUCUGCAAAAGGAUCGAUUAGUCCCUCCAUCUCUUUCAGACAGAAGCCAAAAACAUUGAGUACAAGUAAUGGCGUCAAGCGACAGCCUAAACCAAGGGCCCCUUCUACCAGUACCCCUAAUACAAGACCCUCCACAACGGCGGCCACACCUACAAGAUCUCCUGCAGUGUCGAGGACCCCCAGUGGUAGUAGGCUGAACGGAGCAAGGCCACUCAGUAGAGGAACUCGUUCGGUUAGUAUGAGAGAAAAGGCUCCGGUUAGAAGGAGGCCUAAAAGUGUUGUUAUCGAGAGUAGUAACAACGAAAGGAGAGUGAAAGAAAAUAUUGUUUGUGAUGAAAGGAGUCCGUCAAACGAAGCGGAGAAGCUUGAUGAGUUGCAACCAGCUACAUAUAUCAGUGACGAGAGACAACAUGAAGACAAGACGGAAAAUGAAACAAAUAAUCGAUUGCCUGAAAGUGAACAUUUAUCGGAUGAAACAACUGAAUGUGUACAGCCUUCAUUAGUAUCAGCUGUCAAAAAUAUGUCUGAGUUUGAAUCUGAAACAGUAACCCUACGAACGAAAUCUGUGAAAACUGUCAAUCCCGAAGAACCAAAUGAUCCUGACCAGGAGUACUCCUCUGAAAUGUCGCUGAGUCUAGAGAGAGAUACAUCCUCCUCUGUGAUCCUGGAUGGCAAGAAACCUAAGCACACUGUGGCCUACAGCAAGGCCUCACCACUCUUCAAAAAUGGUUUCCACCCAGUGUCACUCUUACCUCCGUCCCUAAUGGACUACUCGUCCCAAACCUUGCCUUCGCGAAGCAAGCUAGCAAAACAACUCUCUGACAGCAACUUCACUUCCUCCCAUAACCCGAGACCCUCAACCUUAUCUAGCAGCCAAGAAGCACUUGCACUCAAUAGAAGAGGUGUAACACUAAGACAGCCUAGUCGAACUUCUGCAGACAAUUCUGUGAUGCAUCGCAGAUCAAUGAACAUUGCUUUACUUGCCUCUUACAAUCCAGACAUUCUCAAUUCAAUCCCGCAAUCUCCACCGAGAGACAUCAACUCAAUGGAAGACUUGUACAGAGAAGGAUCCGUUUCUAGAAUCAGCACAACUUCAACCAUUAGCCAAGACUCAGAUAGAUCAUCAACUCCUAGUACACCGAAUUUGUAUGGUGGAAAGUCACCUGGCGAAAUUGUAUCCAGUGCAUUUAAAAGUCGUAAACCAUCUGGGGGACUGAGACAAGCUAUCAACAUGUACCAAGAUAGUCGCAAACAGAAGAAAAACAAUCAAAGAAUCCCUCAAAAAGGACUCAGAGUGGAGGAGGAAUGUUUGGAUAGAUCCACAUCAAGUACUGAGAGUAGUCCGCAGGUUAAACGAAAUCGAUCAGCUGCCUCGGCUUUCUCGAAUGUUAUUCACAAUCCUUUCAGCUCUCUGAGGAGAACAAAAUCUCUUCUCAAUCCUGCGUCUAAACCAUCGAUUACUUGCAUUGACACAACAGACUCAGGAUCUGUAGACGACCUGCAACCACCUUCAUUGAAAGUUCCUUCCAAUUCCUUAGUUAGUAUCGACAGUGCAAAAGAAAAGACACCAGAAGAAAAUUCGUCUGAAGAAAAUAAAGGUAAAACACUGCCUGAAGAAAGCAACAUAAUUAAAUCACCCACCCGUGAAUUAAAAGAAGACACGCCCACUUUAACAGACACUUCCUCAAUUAAAACUCUAACGGGAGCCGAGUGUAACCAUCUGUCAGUGAGACGGACCUCCUCCCCCAAUCCUGCGGGUGCAGUCAGCAGUAACCACAUUCGUCACACCACAUGCAGCUCUAUUGGCAGCGAGGGCAUAGGAUCCUUCACUAGCGAGGAAGUGAGUCUGGAUGACCUCAUGCAUCACGACUGCUCACACUGGAGCAAGGAGGAACUUGUAAAGGAGCUUAUUCACAGCAAACAAAGAUCGAAGAAUGCAGAAGAUGAAUUGAAAGAUGUAAAGAACUAUCUCGAUAACUUAUUACUCAGAAUAAUGGAGACUAAUCCAGCUCUAUUGAGUACAGUGUCUAGUGUAUAGCACCCCUGCAUGUUUCAUAAUGUUUACAGUGCAGUUUUGUUGUGUGUACACUGCAUGUUUUUCAUCAGCACAAUACCCAUGUAUUUAUUAUUAUCAACAAAGAAGUUUAUACUGUA
Halichondria panicea is the source of this 3870-nucleotide messenger RNA. RefSeq names its product rab11 family-interacting protein 5-like. Gene Ontology annotation, molecular function: small GTPase binding. Gene Ontology annotation, cellular component: intracellular membrane-bounded organelle. Lineage: Eukaryota; Metazoa; Porifera; Demospongiae; Suberitida; Halichondriidae. Bases 302 to 3754 code for a protein of 1150 amino acids. Gene Ontology annotation, biological process: regulated exocytosis. The transcript is spliced from 7 exons. The record is from RefSeq and is a predicted model, not a curated record.